AUGAUGUCUCUCGUGCCCACGCGGAAGCGAAAGGACGCGCACAAUCAACGAUGGGCUUCUCGCAGCAAAGAAAAGGUCCGUGUCGUAGAACACUCGGGACAGGAUCUACUAGGCAACAGUUCCAAGCCCGUUCAGCCGCGCACAAGCACACCAGCCAGGCGGACCUUCAUCAACAUUCGCAAAAGCAGCAUCCGCAUCUUUUCUCUCUUUCGGGGUGGCAAGAGUGGGAUUAUCACUCGCCUCUGCGUGCAGACGACUUACUUCGAGGACACGACACCGAAGCCUCAAAAUGCUGAUCUGUCGUCGCAAUCUCCAACGUCAGAGAUACCUUCGCUACCAUCGCAGGUCCCAAGCGCUCUUUGGAGCAGUACCGACCCACUCAGUCAAUCGACAGCGCCAACUUCACUCGUCUCUUCGGGUGCACCCAUUUCCGCUGAAACAACACACCGCAACCGAGACUCAGGCCAUGCUCAAGCCGGUGAUUCUCCCGAUUACGGGCCAUCGGCAGAGCGCAUCACAUCCCGAUGGCUAGUGUUUCCCCGUCAGGAUGCACCGCGACUGGCCAAACCAUCAGUAAAGACCAUCGAGAACGCCGCAGCUGCCAAGGUCUUCUUUGAGUCGCACUUCAACCAGCUCCUUGGAGCAAAAUUGACUCCUCGCUCCAUGCGUCGUCGCAAUAUGGAGCGCAAGCUCUUCGCGAUGGCGCUGUCAAAUGAGCAGCGACAACAGCAACGCCGAGCCUGGUAUGUCGCGGAACAUCAUCAUCUCCGCCAAGUGCGCAUCAUGAAGUCCAAAACACUUAUUCGGCAGAGUAUUAAAGGUGUUCAUGUUUCCAACUACGACAUUGUCAGAGUCCUGGGAAAGGGCAGCUUCGGCGUCGUGCGACUAGUGCGUGAGAAAAGCGAGCACAACAGCAGCUCCAGCGGCAGCGAACCUCGCUCCAUCGAUCAUGUGGAUGGUAGCUCGGUUCGCGGGUUCGAAGGUUUGUCACCACCACUUCAAAAGAUCAAGCAGGUGUUCGCAAUGAAGGUCAUUUGCAAGUCCGACAUGCUUCGCAACAGCCAGGAAGGCCAUCUUCGAGCUGAACGAGACUUCUUGGUAGCAUCGGAGAACUGUCGUCGGGUGGACAACACAAACCUUUACCUUGUCAUGGAGUACAUGGUUGGCGGCGACUUUCUCGGUCUGCUUCUCCGUGAAGAUAUCCUAGAUGAAAACGUCGCAAAAUGGUAUCUCGCCGAGAUGAUCCUCUGCAUAGAGGAGGCCCAUCGCAUGAACUGGAUUCACCGCGAUGUCAAGCCGGACAACUUCCUCAUCACAGCGUCUGGCCAUUUGAAAAUUUCCGACUUUGGCCUCGCGUUUGACGGUCAUUGGUCGCAUAACCAGACGUACUACAAUGAACAGCGCUACAGUCUUCUUCGCGACUUAGAUUUAGAGGUCCAAGGAGACUCUCUAGACAUCCAAGAAGAACAGGAGCGCGAAGAAGCGAGGCGGACGUUGGACAUGAUCAACGGAAGAAUGCCAGCCAACAGACCUGUUAUCCCCAAGCAGGAAGGAGCGAACGGUCCCAUUGUUGACUGGCUGAAUCGCACACAGAAGCGUCAGUUCGCGAAAAGUGUCGUUGGUACCAGCCAGUACAUGGCGCCUGAGGUCAUUCGUGGCGAGAAUUACGAUGGACGCUGUGACUGGUGGAGCAUCGGCAUAAUAUUAUACGAGAGAUUCGCCCGUCCUAACAUUGAUCGUGUACCUCUCAUGCCCGUCUCGCGUAAUGCCAUCGACCUCAUGAUGAGGCUUCUUGAAGAGCGUCAAGAUCGUCUUUCGGCAAAGCGCUAUCGCGAGAACGACUGGGUGCUUCGUGACAAGGCGGUCGGGGCACGUCGCGCACGCAACCUCAACACCACCGGGCACAUCGUAUACCCGAACGACGCAGAGGACAUCAAGUCUCAUCCUUUCUUCCGCAACAUUCAGUGGUCGACAUUACAUAUGACUCGCCCACCAUUUGUCCCACGCGUCCAUGGGGACCAGCCGAUCACCAAGUACUUCGAUGACGAAAACGAGAUCAUGAGCGCGUCAGACCACCUCGACUCUUCCAGCUAUGAGGUCGUAGAUGAGAUUGUUAUGCCCAAGCCUGGAGACAAUGACAUCACGCCUACGGUUCAGUCAACCGCCAUUACUGCGCAAGCCGCGAAUACGCAUAUCAACGACUCGGUUCAGAAGGUCAAGCGACGCAGGAAGGAGAAGAAGAGGCCCCGCGACAAGUUGCUUCGCGAUCCACAUGUCGGACGUGCGGUGCUUGAGCUGCGCAAAAAGGGUGCGUUUGUUGGAUACACGUAUCGCAGACCGAUGUUCUCGCUGCCAGAGUUAGACGAGCAGAUUGCUGUUGUUGCAAGACCGCCGAUCACAAGGUCUAAUAUGGCUACCAUGAGUGCAUGA
Molecule: messenger RNA, 2430 nt
Organism: Parastagonospora nodorum SN15
Lineage: Eukaryota; Fungi; Ascomycota; Dothideomycetes; Pleosporales; Phaeosphaeriaceae
Exons: 4
Coding region: 1-2430 (809 amino acids)
Biological process (GO): intracellular signal transduction; peptidyl-serine phosphorylation
Molecular function (GO): protein serine/threonine kinase activity; ATP binding
Source: RefSeq, a predicted model, not a curated record